Messenger RNA from Closterium sp. Yama58-4, 1914 nucleotides. The record is from the annotation of a GenBank genome assembly. NCBI's taxonomy places the organism in Eukaryota, Viridiplantae, Streptophyta, Zygnematophyceae, Desmidiales, Closteriaceae.
AUGAGUCUAAAGAACAUGCUGUGGGGCCAGUCAUCUAAUGUGAGCACCCAGCGGCUUGAUACCAGUGAUGAUGAGGAGGAGAGGGAGAGGGGCGAGAGGCGAGGAGGAGGAGGAGGAGGGAGGGAAAGGGAGGGAGAGGAGCGAGAGGAGGAUGAGGAGGAGGAUGAGGAGGGGGAGGAGGGGAGUGAGGGAGGCAGGUCGGUGUGGCUGAUGGUGGCAGUGCGGGAUACGGGGAUUGGGAUCAGCCGGGAGAAGCAGGGGGAGAUUUUCCACAACUUUGUGCAGGCUGACACGUCGAGCACACGCGUGUAUGGCGGCAUCGGGCUGGGUCUCAGUAUCGUGCAGAGUCUGGUGCACAUGAUGGGGGGCGAGAUCUGGGUGGAGAGCGAGCUUGCUCUGGAGUCCGCCGUGGCUAGCUCUUGGCCCGGGAAGGAGGUUGGGGAAGGGAAGCAAGCAGCAAAGCCUGCACCCCAGUCCUCUGCCUCUGCGGCCCUCAACCCGCCACACAAGCGCCAGCGACCUCUCCUCACAGCCACCUCGCUGCCCCACCCUGCCUCCCACACCUCUCGAUCCUUCACCUCCGCGGCUGCGGCUGCUGCAGCUGCAGCUGCUGCUGCUGGCGGUGGUGCUGCUUCUUCAGGUGGAUUCUCAGGUGCUGGUUCAGGUGGGAAGCUAGCCCGAACAGGGUCUGGUGCCGGUGCUGGUGAAGGGGAAGGGGACGGGGAAAGGGAAGUGGGUGGACAUGGAGUGGGUAUGGAGAGGAAGGAGGAGAUGGAAGGAACAGGGCUUGAUUCUGUGGCGAGAGCACUGAAGCAGCAGCAGGAACAGGGGCAGCAGGAGCAGGGGAAGCAGCAAGAGAAGCAGGGGCAGGAAAAGCAGCAAGUGAAGCAGGGGCAGGAGAAGCAGCAAGAGAAGCAGGGGCAGGAAAAUCAGCAAGAGGAGCAGCAAGCAUCAGAGGCACUUUCCAAUCCAUGGAACAUCUUACUCUCACCAAUGGACCCUAACCACACACCCCAUCCCUUCCCCUCUCUCCCUCCCGCCCUCCUCUCCCAUCCCCCACCCUCCCACGCUCUGUCUCGCCCAGCCCUCCCUUCGACUCUUGCUCUGCCCCUCGUCACCCAGCAAUGCCUCUCCUCCCCUCCCUUUGUCUCUGGUGCUUCGGGCUCGGACCCUUGGACCCCAACCACUGCCGAUGGCUCGGCUUCCUUCUUCCACUCCUUUGCUACCUCCUCCACCUCUACCACCCCCACUGCGCUCACCCCUGUUGACGGCACCACCCCCACCACCACUGCUGCCAACACGCCUGUUGAGGGGGGCACUCCUACCACGCCUGCCAGCAGCACCGCUUUCAACCGAGCUCAAAAGUCCCCCACCACUCCUGCUGGGUCUGAUCUGGACUCUCCGGCUGCCGCUGCUAUGAGCAGGCCUAUCAGCAGGGGCGGGGUGCGCAUUCUCCUAGCAGAGGACAACCUGGUGAACCAGCGAGUGGCCACACACGCCCUCUCCAAGCAGGGCGCGCGCGUCGAGGUGGUGGGCAACGGGCAGCUCGCUCUCACUGCCGUGGAGGAACGGGCGGCAUCGUUCGACGUCAUUCUCAUGGACAUUCAGAUGCCGGUCAUGGAUGGGCUGGAGGCCACUCGCCGCAUUCGCCAGCUGGAAGCUUCCAGGAGGCGUCUGUCGGGUGGCAAGGCAGCACGACAGCACGGGCAGAAGGAGGGGAAAGAGGGGGGAGGGGGAGAGGGAGCGAGGAUUGGGAUAGUGGGGUUGACGGCGCAUGCAAUGGCUGGGUACAAGGAGCAGUGCUUUGAAGCUGGUAUGGAUGGGUAUGCCACUAAGCCCUUCAAAAUCGAGAUGCUAGUGCGAGCGAUUAAAGCCGUGCUGGGAGGGGCGGUCAAUGUGGAUGGCACUAAGUAG